Mollisia scopiformis is the source of this 300-nucleotide messenger RNA. RefSeq lists its product as uncharacterized. The transcript has a single exon. Bases 1 to 300 code for a protein of 99 amino acids. NCBI's taxonomy places the organism in Eukaryota, Fungi, Ascomycota, Leotiomycetes, Helotiales, Mollisiaceae. The record is from RefSeq and is a predicted model, not a curated record.
AUGGUUGCUACCCAUGGUCCAAGUUUCAUUGCGGCACUGCACAUCGGGGAUUUGAAUGCUGAGCUGAAGAAGAGAGGGAAGCAGCUUGGACGAGGUAGUGGGGUGAGUGGUUGGAAGAACAACUUCGACGAGGCCACUGGGAAACUGUACUGGGAGAACUUGGGAAAGUGGGUACAGGAGGGAAAGAUCUUGAUACCGAAGUUUAGGAUCAUCGAGGGUCUCAACGCUGAUUUGGUAUAUGAAGCCCUCGAUAGUUAUAAGGGUCAGAAAUCCGUGCUUCGGGCUGUUGUACAUCCUUGA